Molecule: messenger RNA, 728 nt
Organism: Phyllostomus discolor (pale spear-nosed bat)
Lineage: Eukaryota; Metazoa; Chordata; Mammalia; Chiroptera; Phyllostomidae
Gene: RTP5
Product: receptor transporter protein 5 (putative)
Source: RefSeq, a predicted model, not a curated record
AUGGGGGCAGGUCACCCUCCCUUCCACUCACUGCCCUUCCUCUUGGGCUGCCGGUGGGGCCGGUCCUCCGCCCACAUGCACACUGCGUUCCACAGGUGGUGGGUUGAGGACAGCUGCCUGGGGCUGGUGAAGAUGUGCAUCUGGGCCCUGUGGUGCCAGCUGGGCCUGCCAGACACCCAACACUGCCAGGUGAGGCUGCUGACCCCGCAGCUCUUCCUCAGCAAGCUGGCCCUGUUUGUCCUGCAGAAGUGCUGCCAGCAGAGCAUCUGCUCUGACCAGUGGCAGGUCUGCUUCAGGGUGUCUGCUUCUUUCCGGAGCUGCAGCAUCACACAGGCCAGGCCAGCCCAGAGCAGCGGCCCCAUGGUCGAUUGCAUCUGGAGCUCCAUCCCCCGCUCUGUGCUGGAACCCCUCUCUGAGAGCAGCCACUGCUUUAGCAAGGACGUGAGCUUCGUCACCAUCCCCUUCGCCUUGGGGUGUGUGGGCAGGGACAGGUGUGUCAGCCCUGGAGCAAGUUCUCCCAGAGAAGCCACCUGGGGGCUGCUGAUCAUGCACAGGGACUCCAGUCUCAGGGCCUUACCCAGCAGCCUGGGAGCCUUGGUCAGCAUCAGGGCCCCCCUCCAUGGCAAAGGCCACCUGCUCAGCAGCAUCAAGUCCUUCCAGGUCAGAGGCUUCGUCUUCAAGUGCUGCGGCUUCCUUUCCCACCAGGACAGCACCCGGGUGUGACCUAG